Molecule: messenger RNA, 805 nt
Organism: Gigantopelta aegis
Lineage: Eukaryota; Metazoa; Mollusca; Gastropoda; Neomphalida; Peltospiridae
Exons: 2
Coding region: 35-544 (169 amino acids)
Source: RefSeq, a predicted model, not a curated record
ACUUCUGUUGUGUUCGACUUUGUGCAAAGCUGAAAUGACCUUACUACCCGAUGAGAAUGAACAUCCCAUAUCCCUUGACAACUUAACUAAUGACUCUACAGGCCCAUUAUUGAUGCUGUGCACUGCACUGUGUGCCCUCCCUGAGAAGUUUCUGCUGAAAGUUCUGUGUCUCGUUUUUCGACACCCCGCAACGCACGGUGCUGGUAAGUUCAUGCAGACACAGGAGCCGGAAGUUUUGAACCCCAAUGGGCAUUUUCGUCAGACCGAUCUGCACUGCCACAUUUGGCUGAGCUGCCUUACGACCUCGACACUUUCGCUUUGGAUUGUCCACCUCUGUGUACAAGUUGUACACACCAGAGUGGUAUGUACAAAUGUUACAGCACAAACGCUGCCGAGUGCACACACCUCUUCUUUCUUCCGCCGGGAAGUCCCACAUCAGUUGACCAUGCCAUUCUGGAGCCAAAGUGUGGUGGUCGUUGUAUGUACUAUUCAUCAUUUGCUCCAGUUUGCCCAUGUGGAGGACCCUGUAUGUGUCGGCCUGUGAUCUGUUGAUAAAACCCAAAUAGAAGCCCAUAAAUACUAGCACUACCUCAUUUCUUAAUGUUUUCUGGUAUCUAGCAUUUUCAUUGAUAGAUUAUCUCCCUUGGACUGUUAGACUUUUCACCAGUGCUACCAUGCCAAGUUGACAUUGUUUGCAAGCCAUGUUUUUCAAAUCUGACUCUUUGUGAUUGUGUUUGUAAUCACAUAAAUAGUGUAUUUAUCCAACAAAAAUGUGAUUUGCAUGCUACAAGGUAUGUAAUGUGUA